Messenger RNA from Gymnodraco acuticeps, 1858 nucleotides. RefSeq names its product inositol polyphosphate-1-phosphatase (gene inpp1). The record is from RefSeq and is a predicted model, not a curated record. The coding region runs from base 289 to 1413 and encodes 374 amino acids. NCBI's taxonomy places the organism in Eukaryota, Metazoa, Chordata, Actinopteri, Perciformes, Bathydraconidae. The transcript has 6 exons. Gene Ontology annotation, biological process: phosphatidylinositol phosphate biosynthetic process. Gene Ontology annotation, molecular function: inositol-1,4-bisphosphate 1-phosphatase activity.
AAAAAGUACCGUAUUAUCUCUUCGGUUGCGCGCCUGUCUGCUGCACCUUUAGUUUGCCAGCCUAGAUGUGAAGGACCGUCCACCCUUCCUUCAAGAGGAAACUCGCUCUGACGUAGAGAAACCGGAGCGGCGCGGUCAUUCUGCUAUUUUAGUGAAACUGUGCGUUCUCUCACAUUCCUGUCAUACCGAAAUAUCCGUGUUUGGUGACUUUAGGACGAACAGAAUAAACACAGCCACGGUGAGCGACAGACGAAAGGGUAAUAAGCGGUGUGUAACCUGGUUUUAGGCAUGGCUGAUCUGCUGAGGCUGCUGCUCCGGGUGGCAGAGAAAGCGGCUAACGUGGCUCGUGUCUGCAGGCAGGAGGCUCCCCUCUUCCAGCUCCUCGUACAAGAGAAGACCGGAGAUGACAAGAACAAGAAGUUCGUCCAGGACUUCAAGACGCUGGCUGACGUGGUGAUCCAGGAGAUGAUCCGGCAUGAUGUUGGUGUUAAGUUCCCUGAGAUGGCGGACUUCAUCAAUGGAGAGGAGUCCAACAAGUUUGAAAAUGGGCUAGGAGAGAGUGUGACGGUGACAGUGUGCGCUACAGAGGAGGACACCGCGGUGCUGCUGGCCUCCGUGCUGGACGGCGACCUCACCGCGGCCUCUCUGCUGGCCCGGGCCAUCCACCAGGACCCGGCGAGCAUCCAGGCCGACACCGACGGUCUGACGGUCCCCCUCAGCCCCUCAGAGCUCGGCAUCUGGAUCGACCCCAUAGAUGCCACCAGCCAGUACAUAGAGGGCAGAGAGGAGGUGCUGGAGGAGGGCCGCCUGUUUCCCUCAGGUCUGCACUGUGCCUUGGUCCUGAUCGGGGUUUAUCUCCGCAGCACAGGCGAGCCCGUCAUGGGCGUCAUCAACCAGCCGUUCAACUACAAAGACCCAGCAGGUGGAGGCUGGAAGGGGAAGCAUUUCUGGGGGGUUUCUUGCGGCAGCAUCAAUGUCUGCUCAGAGACCCGGCCUAAAGCAGGACCUGCGGGGGGGCUGUCUGCGGUGCUGAGCUCCAGUGAGAAGCCGGUGGUAAAGGAAGCCCUGACCUCACUGUGCGGCCCGGACAAGCUGAUGUUCGCCUCUGGAGCCGGAUACAAGAUCCUGUGUGUCAUCCAGGGCCUGGCUGACGUCUACGUCCUGUCGGAGGGGAGCACCUUCAAGUGGGACUCCUGCGCCCCUCACGCUCUGCUCCGGGCCCUCGGAGGGGGGGUGGUGGACCUCCACAAGUGUCUGCAGUCCAGCUCAGGAGCAGAGGCAGAACUGACCUACCACCAGCCCCGCACUGAGUGCAAAGGAGCGGACCGCUGGGCCAACCAUGGCGGCCUGGUGGCGUACAGAGACUGUUCCCAGAUCAGCCGCAUCAUCGCCCCUCUGAAAGGCAAGCUGUAGCUGAAGCAGCUGUUGUUGCAUAUAUGAUCAUAUUCUUAUUUUCUGUAUACGUAGAAAGAGAAGGAUAAGGGUGCAGGAGGAAAUAUUUUAAACACAUAUUAUAUUGUCUUGUUUUAAAUGAGAUAUAUUUGCAAUAGAGCUGCAAGUAUUUUCUUACGAUUAAUCUGCCAGUUAUUUUCUAGAUCAAUCAUUCGGUCUAUAACGUGUCAAAAAAACAUCCCAGUUUCUUUAAUGUCUUGUUCCGUCAGUCCAAAUCCCAAAGAUAUACAGUUUAAUGUAAUAUAAAACAGUUAGGAAAAGAUAUCACUAUAUUCGAGAGGCUAAAAUGACUUUUCUGACAUUUUUGCAUGACAAAUUACUAUAAAAACUAAUUGUUGCAGGUCUAGUUUUCAAGUGUUUCCAUAGCAAGAUAAACAUCUGGUCUGGGCCAAAUAUUUUUUUCAAA